AUGUCAAACGCAUCUGCGAGUACAGUUCCCUCUGGAAGUUCUUCGGAACUAGGCCGCUCCCCCACCGUGGUUCGUGUGAGUGAUGAGCGCUUCAAUAUCCAGUCGCCCCAGCGUAGGAUUCUCAUUCGCCAAUUCAAGAAAGCUGUUCUUGAUCAGGAGAUACCUACCCCAUUGUGGGCCGUUCUCCAGUUGUGCGACCUUGAGAAGCUUGAGUACAUGGUACAGCUUGCCCGCUUCUCACUGAGAAUCAUAGACCCCUUUGCUGAACUCAUUUGUGCUCUUCCAUUCAAAUGGUCGGUGACACCAUCUCCCUCUCAACAGCGAGGAGCAGCAUUCUGGUCUCCUACUUUCAGCCCGCGGCGACAUGUUCCACCCGUUGCAAUCUAUGCCGCCAGAGAACGAGAUGGACAGAAGUGUGUCAUCACAGGCACCCGCAAGAUCUACCAAACUACUCCAAUCUUCCCAGCUAGUGCAGUCAACGCCUUCUUGCAAAACGAUCCGAAGACUCCUAACAUUUGGGCAUUCGCGGAUGUGUUCUGGGGAACGAGCACGACUUCAAGAUGGAAAAGGGCUUUUUUCAAUGACCCAACCAGCCCCAACAGUCCCGUCAAUGAUUGUUCCAAUCUGAUCUGCCUUCGGAGAGACCUUCGGACUGCAUGGUCAAGUGGUUUGUUCGCCCUGCGUCCCGCCUGGAUUUCUGACGAUAUGACCGCAAUGGAAAUUGAAUUCUAUUGGCAGCCAAAGCCAGACCACACGCUUUUUAACACCGUUGAUGUGGCCAAGCUGCCUCCCUCCACCAAGAACGUCCACAGCGUGGAUCAACUGAUCUUGGCGGUAGGAAAUCGAGGAGAAGCAACACAUCGUGCCAUUGAAUCCGGCUACCGCUUCAGAAUGACAACCGACGACCCGAUCCUUCGACCCCUUCCAAGUUUCGACUUGCUGGACAUGCAGUGGCAUUUCACUCGAUUGACCGCCUUAUGCGCUGCGACCAGCUUCUUUGAUGAGGAGGAGGACGAAGACGACGCCGGAUCAGACAAGACUACCCAACCGGAUCACCCUCUGUCUUCCAACCCUCCAGACGACGACAUUCUGGCUUGGGUUAGAUCUUCUUCCGUUUCAUCUGAUGAUGAGCCCGAGUCAGACUUCGUGGAGGACAUUGAUGCAUCGAUGACUGGCCCUCUGCCAGGGUCCGACACCAAUCGUUCGCGCGCUGUUAGUGAGUCUUCCAAGAGCUCCGAGAAGUCGGCGGCUUCGGCGGCUUCGGCGGCUUCCGAAAGUACAGAGGAGUCAGAGGUGGUUGAUGUGAUCUCCGGAACUGGCCGACUAUCCGUUGACUUCGUACGCGAGAGUUAA
Molecule: messenger RNA, 1353 nt
Organism: Penicillium mononematosum
Lineage: Eukaryota; Fungi; Ascomycota; Eurotiomycetes; Eurotiales; Aspergillaceae
Product: HNH endonuclease signature motif containing protein
Exons: 1
Coding region: 1-1353 (450 amino acids)
Source: RefSeq, a predicted model, not a curated record